Messenger RNA from Mobula hypostoma (lesser devil ray), 4028 nucleotides. Its product is annotated as calcium/calmodulin-dependent protein kinase type II delta chain. Gene Ontology annotation, molecular function: ATP binding; calmodulin binding; calcium/calmodulin-dependent protein kinase activity. The record is from RefSeq and is a predicted model, not a curated record. Bases 464 to 2041 code for a protein of 525 amino acids. Gene Ontology annotation, biological process: protein phosphorylation. NCBI's taxonomy places the organism in Eukaryota, Metazoa, Chordata, Chondrichthyes, Myliobatiformes, Myliobatidae. The transcript is spliced from 21 exons.
CGAGAUGUUGGGAGCGCUGAGCCGGGCUUUAGCGUUAUAUUUGCCGGGGCUGUGAGGGAGGUCGGAGCAGGUGACUGCGAUCUGGUGGUUGAAUCGUCCCUGUUUCAGGGGAAGGACAAGAAGUAGCCGGAGGGGGAGGAGGUUCCAGAGGCGAGGCAGCGAGCAUAGAAGCCGUGCAUGAGGAGAAGGGAGGGCGUGUGUUCAUUUGCGAGGUGACUGGAUAGUGGAGAGCUGCUGCGGGCUCCGGUCGUUGCUGAGAUCCCCACGCUGCCGCUGCAGUAGCCGAGGAACUGCGGGGGAAGCUAUUCCGGUCCUUGUCUCGGUGCAGGAUAGGAAGGCAGGAGGGUGGUUGCGGGUUUUGUCCACUCUUGGUGUUGGCGUUACCCAGCCAGCCAGGUGGUGUCCGCCGUGCGGGAAUCGGUGAAUAGCUUCAACACCGGAGACAGCAUCCACUGUCGUCGCUAUGGCUUCGACUACAACCUGCACCAGGUUCACAGAUGAAUACCAGCUAUUCGAGGAACUUGGAAAGGGAGCAUUCUCGGUAGUGAGACGAUGCAUGAAAAUCUCGACAGGACAGGAAUAUGCUGCCAAAAUCAUCAACACUAAAAAGCUCUCUGCCAGGGAUCACCAGAAGUUGGAGAGAGAGGCUCGCAUUUGUCGACUGUUAAAGCAUCCCAAUAUUGUUCGGCUCCAUGACAGCAUAUCAGAAGAAGGGUACCAUUAUCUAGUGUUUGAUCUAGUGACCGGAGGAGAAUUAUUUGAAGACAUUGUGGCCAGAGAAUACUACAGUGAAGCAGAUGCCAGUCAUUGUAUACAGCAGAUUCUAGAAAGUGUAAAUCAUUGUCACCUUAAUGGCAUAGUUCACAGGGACCUGAAGCCAGAAAAUUUGCUCCUAGCUAGCAAAAUGAAGGGAGCAGCUGUGAAGCUGGCUGAUUUUGGAUUAGCAAUUGAAGUCCAAGGAGACCAGCAGGCGUGGUUUGGUUUUGCUGGUACACCAGGAUACCUUUCUCCUGAAGUAUUAAGAAAAGAUCCCUAUGGAAAACCAGUUGACAUGUGGGCUUGUGGUGUUAUUCUGUAUAUACUGCUGGUUGGUUACCCUCCUUUCUGGGAUGAAGAUCAGCACAGACUGUACCAACAGAUCAAAGCUGGUGCUUAUGAUUUCCCUUCACCAGAGUGGGAUACAGUCACUCCAGAAGCUAAGGAUCUCAUCAACAAGAUGUUAACCAUCAAUCCUGCCAAACGGAUCACAGCCUCAGAAGCCCUGAAGCAUCCAUGGAUUUGUCAACGAUCAACUGUUGCUUCAUGCAUGCACAGACAGGAGACUGUUGAAUGCCUCAAAAAAUUCAAUGCGAGAAGAAAACUCAAGGGUGCUAUUCUCACCACAAUGCUGGCCACACGAAACUUCUCAGCAGCAAAAAGUCUGAUGAAUAAGAAGACAGAUGGAGUUAAGAAAAGGAAGUCCAGUUCGAGUGUUCAAAUGAUGAUAAACAACAAAGCCAACGUAGUAACCAGCCCAAAAGAACCCAUACCUACCCCAGCACUGGAGCCCCAAACUACUGUAAUCCACAAUCCUGCUGAUGGAAAUAAGGAAUCCUCGGAAAGCACCAACACAACCAUUGAAGAUGAAGAUGUGAAAGCUCGCAAGCAAGAAAUUAUCAAAGUUACUGAGCAGCUGAUUGAAGCCAUUAACAAUGGAGAUUUUGAAGCCUACACGAAGAUUUGUGAUCCGGGCCUAACUGCAUUUGAGCCUGAAGCACUUGGUAACUUGGUUGAAGGAAUGGACUUCCAUAGAUUCUACUUUGAAAAUGCUCUGUCUAAGAAUCAGAAGCCAAUUCACACCAUCAUAUUGAACCCCCACGUCCACUUGAUUGGUGAUGAUGCAGCCUGCAUAGCAUACAUCCGGCUCACUCAGUACAUUGACGGCAGCAGCUUGCCGAAAACCAUGCAAACCGAGGAAACCAGAGUCUGGCAUCGCCGGGAUGGCAAGUGGCAAAACGUUCAUUUCCACCGCUCAGGAUCCCCCUCUAUACCGAUCAACUAAAGGAAAUGGUGCCACUGCUGGAUUCACAGCGCUGAUUAUGAACUAGAAGAUUACAAUCAUACUCUAGGCACUUCCAGUUUAUUUUAACGCAUGUUUCUGAAUGCAUGAUGCUCUGAUGGUGCACUUGUGACAUGUCCUUUGCUGUUAAUCCUGUAAAUUUUUGUUUUCACUUCAUAGGAAUAUAUGUUACAUACAGAAUGAAACCAAAGGAAGGAAAAAUAUUGAGAGUACUUUUUAAUUAUUUAUGCCAGGUUUCUUAACUUGAUAUAAUUGUAAACAUCUAAAUAAAAACUUAUUUUUUUCUGGAUUUCACGUAUUUUAAAAACUAAUGUACCCCCUAAUUAUUAUAAGAAAACAUUGUAAGUGGCACAUAUUCUUAUUCUCUUACUGUAGAAAUACUUUUAUAAUAAAUAUAGAAGGGGAUCUCCUUAAGGUGGCAGGGCACAAAUCUACUUACUUCCAAAAGUUGUUUUACAACUAGAGUUUACCAGUCAGGGCUGACUCUUAUCAGCCUGAAGGGACACCUACUGAAGUAGCUGAACAGCCAUUUCAUUCAUUGCUUUAUUCCCAGCUGAAACAUAUGGAAAUUUAUGUGAAUUCUAACGUGCUGACUGUUUAACUAAUCAGUGUCAAUGUCCAGUAUCGUUUUCAUGUUGACACUUCAUUUUUAUUCACUCUGGGUGCAAUAUAUUUCAGACAAUCAAGCUUGCUUUAUAUGGUGAUGUGCAGAUCGUGAUUUGAGUCAAAUGCUUUGGUGGAAAUAGGGUUAGUUUUUUGUGAACUAUGUUAACCUACUAUUGGUAGUUACUCAUAGUAUUAGAUUUAAUAAAAAUAAAACACAGAGCCAUUGAAUAUAUACACCAAAUAUAGUGGAUCUCUCUGAUUAACAUGCAUCAGUUAUAUAAGAACUUCCUUGCCUAGGCAGCUGAUCAAACGGACAUAAUAUUUUAAAUUUUCUUUUUCCUGAGAACACAGAAAUCGUCGUUUUGAGGUCAUCCAUGAGUAAUUUCAUGUUGAUACUUUGUAAUCUGAAUUUUGCUUCUGCUUCCGUGUACUUGUGAGAUGUUCUUGUAAAGAUUCAAGUUACCAGAUAUAUAUCCCUUUUUAGGAAGAACGUUUCCUCCUCGUUUCUUUGCUGCUUCUGUACUUAGAGGAUUAUACUAUAAUGCAUGCUAUCUCAAGUGGUGUUUUCUGUGAUUGUCAGCAUCCAUGACUCACAUUCCUGGCAGAAUUAAUUUACUCGUAUUAUUUUUUCUUGCACGUUCAUUCGUCACCCCAAAAAUUAAUAUGCUUAGCUGCUGUUGCUGGUAAAAUAGAUGGCAAUAAAGUGUACCCAUUACCCAUGGAUUCAGAUAUUGUGUUUAAAUGAGCAUGUAUGUUUAAUGCGCCAUAUUAAUCUGCCAAUAAGUUCAAUGGAAAAAUAGGGAAAACCUUUAUUUUAUUGGUGACUGGCUGUAGUAACAUUGCAGUAUAAAUACCUGUAUGUAUUAUCUCGAAAUUUUAAUACCACAUAGCGAGCACGACUGUCUUCCACACCAGUUCUGAAGAGCGGUGAUUGUUUUUUCCACCACAAUUGAAACGAUUACUUGGGUUCUGUCACUUUGCAAAGCUGCUGUUUAUCAUGGGACACAGUGUACAAGAUACUUGCCAUAAUGGUAAACGAUUGAUCUGUUAAAACAAAAUAAAUUUCUGAUUAUUUCUCCUGAUUGCCUUUUCUCUUCAAAUAGUUCUUUUUAAAAUGAAACAUGUCCUAACUAAGGUUUUUACUUUGUUAAUUGAGCUUCUUUGGUUUUUUUAAGUGUCUGUAAGAUGGUCUCAAGAGUUUAGUGUAAAGAAAAGCAUUUCCUGCUUUUGUAAUCUCACUGUGUUUUAAUGGGGUAAGACAAUGCCAAUGCCAAUACCACAUUUCAGAAGAACUCAUUGGUUUUGAUGUGCUUUUGGAUGUAAUAAGGAUUUAAAAUAGUGCCAUGUAUUUGCAGAAAUUAAA